Messenger RNA from Syzygium oleosum, 1471 nucleotides. RefSeq names its product heterogeneous nuclear ribonucleoprotein 1. The record is from RefSeq and is a predicted model, not a curated record. Gene Ontology annotation, cellular component: nucleoplasm. Gene Ontology annotation, biological process: regulation of gene expression. The transcript has 6 exons. NCBI's taxonomy places the organism in Eukaryota, Viridiplantae, Streptophyta, Magnoliopsida, Myrtales, Myrtaceae. Bases 99 to 1139 code for a protein of 346 amino acids. Gene Ontology annotation, molecular function: RNA binding.
GUCUUCUUCUUCUCGCACUCGAUACGCAGGGUCGAUCGGAUACGUUCCCGUCUCGCGACUUCCGCAGAGUUUUCAAUCACGAAGCUCUUGCCUGAUCGAUGGGCUCUAAGAUGAAGAACGAUCCCCUCUCCGGCGAUGGAGCCAGCCCCGGGAAGAUCUUCAUCGGAGGACUAGCGAAAGAUGUUACUUACGUAACAUUCAAUAAGCACUUCGGGCAAUAUGGGGAGAUAACGGAUUCUGUGAUAAUGAAAGAUCGAUUUACUGGUCAACCUAGGGGUUUUGGAUUUAUCACUUAUGCUGAUCCUUCGGUGGUUGACAAAGUUAUAGAGGAUGAACAUAUCCUCAAUGGGAAGCAGGUUGAGAUCAAGAGGACCAUUCCUAAAGGUUCAGGUCAAUCGAAGGAUUUUAAGACGAAGAAGAUAUUUGUUGGUGGUAUUCCAUCAACUGUCACGGAAGAUGAAUUGAAGAAUUUCUUCUCUAAGUAUGGAGAAGUUGUUGAACAUCAGAUAAUCCGAGAUCAUGAGACUAAUCGAUCUCGAGGCUUUGGGUUCGUAAUUUUUGAUAGUGAAGAAGUUGUUGAUGAUAUGUUGUCUAAGGGAAAUAUGAUAGAAAUGGCCGGUACUAAGGUGGAGAUCAAGAAAGCUGAACCAAAGAAAGCCUCAAACCCACCUCCUUCAUCUGCAUUUGGUAGCAAUUCUAGGGGUCGCUCUUUCAAUGAUGGCUUUGGUGGAUUUGGUGGUUCUUAUGGGGGCUUUGAUGGAGGCUAUGGGCCUGGUCCAUAUAGGACUCCUGGAGGCUUUGGCAGUAGACUUGGCGGGUAUGGGUAUGGUAGUGGUGGUGGUGAAUUCGGCGGUAGUUAUGGGGGGUUUGGAGGUGGUAGCUUAGGAGGUUAUCGAGGGGAGUCUUCCCUCGGUUAUUCUAGUCGCUUUGGACCCUAUGGUAGCAGCUACGGUGGAGGCUAUGGUGGAGGCGGUUUAGGUGGAUAUGGUCGAGGAGGUGAAGGCUACGGUGGUUAUGGAGGUUCAGGCUAUGGCGGUGGUUAUGACUCAGGUCCAGGUGCUAGUUAUGGUGGAGCAGGUGGGAUGUAUGGCAGGGGAGGCUAUAGUGGCAGUAGUCGGUACCACCCUUAUGCGAGAUAGAGAUGCUCUUUAUUUCAUGCAGGUGCUUAAGCUUUCCUAUAGAAGUUCCAGGCAGAUUCCUCUAGAUUUGCUUAUUGCGCACUGAUAGGCACAGCAAGUACUAGAAGGUCUCCUACUAUCCGUUUCACCAGGGAAUGCUGUUCAUCAUCUGAAGAGUCAAAGUAGAUUUCAUCUGUAUGGAUUAGUCCUCGUAGAGUGCUAUCAUUAGUACUUGGAGUGUCUCUAACUAGCAGUUACUGUCUGUUUAGCUUAUCAUGUAGACUUUAUACAAUCUGGGUUGUAGUUUGUGAUAUUUCUUCUAGUUUGAUCUAGAUAGACAAUCUUUGAUAUAA